CUCUUCUCAUGAGAGACUGUCUCUGAUACGUACUAUGACUUCUCAAGCCGCACCCCGUCUGGCUGGUGCGUUCCAAAACGCGAAGCAAGAAUUUUUGGCUUCUCUCAAAGACCCAUCCCUUUUCAACAGUAUAUCCAACGUCAAGUCAAUCGAUGAAAUUUACGCUUUCACUGCUCAGCUCCAGAAUGACCAGAGUAAACGCCAAGGUUUGCGGCAUCUUCGCAAGAUCGAGCCAUACUUAGAACGACUGAAGCAAUAUGCCGGCGUCAUCGAAGUAUUCAUUCAAGCCAAGCCCGAUAUUCUGGCACUCAUAUGGGGGCCCAUCAAGCUCCUUCUACAGAUGGCGGAUAACUUGACGCAGUCUUUUGAUGCUAUCGUGGAAGCGAUGACUGGUAUCGGUAACAAGCUGCCUCUUUUCGAGGCCUAUACCAAUAUUUUCGAGGCGAGCGAUCGGGUUCUUGAUAUACUGUCGUUAUUUUACAAAGACAUUUUGGACUUUUACGAGAUCAUGUUGAAUUUCUUUUCAGCAAAACGUUGGACCAUCGUUUUCGAUUCGGUAUGGCCAAGGUACAAAGCAAAGAUCAACCUUGUCGUCAGCAGCAUCGAACGACAUUCACUAUUAAUGACGGAGGAGGUCACUUUGGCAAACAUCACCGAAGCGCAUGCGGCUCGAGUUGCCGAUAUGAAUAAUUGGCAACGGACCUUCGAAUUUCAGGAGAUGCAAGACUUCAACGGUGUGUAUACCUACAUUUCACCAAUUCUGUACGAUGAUGAGCUUGAUAAGCUUCAAAGAAGAAUAUGCGAGAGAACCGGCCGGUGGCUUCAACGAGAAGAAGCCCUGAAAGAGUGGAUGGAUGCGAGUAAUGCCGCCACAAGAGUUCUCUGGAUGCAAGGUAUCCCUGGUGCGGGGAAAACUCACAUCGCCUCUAUGAUGGUGGAAAAGCUAAGACAAUCCUCCAAGACUGUGCUCUUUGCAUUUUUGAACUACAAACAGAAUGAGGCGACACCGGUCUCGAUCAUACAUUCCCUCAUGUUCCAACUUGCCAUUGGAGAUGACCAGAUUGAUGACUCGCUCAAAAGAGAUCUACGUGCUAAAAUCUCCCACAAAUUUCGCUCGAGUCAGCGGAAUUUGAAGAGUAACACUCAAUUUGCCCGCGAAACCUUAACGGAGUUACUCAAAUGUGUCGGGCCGGUCUUCAUUGUUCUCGACGGGCUAGAUGAAGUCUCCAAAAGUGAAUACAUGGUGGAUAUUCUGAAUGAGCUUUUGAAGGUACUAGAGGACUCCACUGAAGUGAAACUCUUCAUCAGCAGCAGAGCACAAGAAGAAAUUGGCGGGACUCUUAAGAAAGCAUCUGUCAAAGAGAUUCGCGUCGACGAGAAGAACAGCGGAUGUAUCCACGCAUACGUUACGGUCACAAGUGAUAAAUGGCUUAGCCAGUCACAAUUUGACCAAAAGGCUUGUGACGAGAUUAGAACCUUACUGAGUCCCCUUUCAACUAAAGCCAGAGGCAUGUUUCUCUACGCGAGAGUCGUCAUGGACAAUGUGGUUCAGAUGUGUUACACUUUCGACAUGGUCAAAGAUGAGCUCACGGUUCUCCCGGAGAAUCUAGACGAAGCAUAUUCUAGGGUUCUUGACCGCCUGAACAAUUUAUCACCGUCAUCGGGCGCAAUCUGUCGACGCGCCUUAGGAUGGAUAGGGUGCACACCAGUCUCACUCACUGUGGAAGAGCUUAGCUUUGCCCUAAGCCUCGAUCCCGAUGGCAAGAGAGGCCUGCCCCGAUCAGAGGGCGUUCUAAACGUUGUUGGGCUCUGCGGGCCUAUUGUUGAAGUUUGA
Messenger RNA from Penicillium brasilianum, 1834 nucleotides. NCBI's taxonomy places the organism in Eukaryota, Fungi, Ascomycota, Eurotiomycetes, Eurotiales, Aspergillaceae. The record is from the annotation of a GenBank genome assembly.